CGAUGAAUACGGUAUUCGGUGAUUGCGGCUGAAGGGCAGAGCUCUACUAGUUGUUCUGGUACUGACAAUAUGAGUUCAUACUGAAAGCCUAACCUCAAUGUACUUAUAAUCAAAGAAUUAAAUAUCUAGAGGAGGAAGAAAACACAACGGUAGCUGCAGCACGUGAAACUCGGUGUUUGAGCUUACUCUAUCGCAAAGCCUGUUCAAAGCCACUCCUGCGAGAGUUGCUUCUAUCAACGACCGACUUCCCCGCAUGCUGAUCGUUAGUCAAGACUCCUCCGCAAAGGAGAUUCGCCCAAUUGCACAGGAUGCAUGGGCUCAACACGAUAAUGACACCGAUAAUGGAGCCGCUAGGUGGAAAGGGAAGGGAAAAGCUAUUGUACAAAACAGCAACGAUAAUAGCCCUCCCAUAGAGGUGUCAUCUGAGGCUUUCACGGUCGACUGGACGAAGUAUGAGCCUCCAGAAGGCUUAAAGUAUCUUGGAGACAUUGAUUCAGAAAUGAUCAUGCAGAUCAUUCAACAGUCCAUCGACAGAGUAAAAGCUCGGAUAGCUGACGAAGAAGACGCGAGAAAAGCUGCGGCUGAAACAGAGAAGCCGAGUCACGACGAAGCGGCUAACGAAGAAAAGGAGGCGGUUGUUCCCAAAGAUAAAGGUAUUGAGGGUAAGCAACAUGAAGACUCAAGUCCAACGAACAGUUUAGACUGGCCAUUACACUCGACCCAGGACAUCUCGAGGACUGAUGGCACUUCGGGACCUUUUUCAACUGAACUAUCGAAACGGCCGCCUGGAGUCCGGGGCCUGAUGAAGUUAUUUCGAAAACGCAACCAGGGCUCUGAGAAGGGAGAGUCGAGCGCAGCCGGCGCUGCUCAUUCCUCGGGUGAAUAUAGAGCACAUUCAGUAAAGAGAAGCAUCGUAUCAGACCUGAUCAACAAAGCGAAAGAGCCCGAAGCACCUGAUGUCGAGUGUGUCUCCUGCCUGGAUGACUUUGCAUCCUCGGAGACUGUCCGAGCCCCGUGCCACAACUACUGCAAACCUUGCUUCCACCGCCUCAUUGCCUCAGCCUGCCAGAAUGAGCAGCACUGGCCGCCAAAAUGCUGCCUGAACACCAUCUCUGAAACCACAGUCCACUCAAAUGUCAGCCCCCAGCAAUGGCAGGAGUACGCGGAGCGCGCGGUAGAGUGGAACCAGCCCGUGGCCGAUAGGAUCUACUGCAGCCAGCCAGAAUGCAGUUUGUUCAUCCGGCCCGAGUACGUCAUUCUCGCACAGGGCCUGGCGCGCUGCAGUGACGGUCACUACACCUGCAUUAUCUGUCGCAACGCGCAGCACGCCGGCGACGCCUGCCCGCAGGACGAGGACGUGAUCCGGACGAACGAGCUCGCCGAGGCCGCAGGAUGGAAGCGGUGCAACCGGUGCCAGGCCUUCGUAGAGCACUCCGACGGCUGCCAGCAUAUGACCUGUCGCUGUGGCGCAGAGUUCUGCUAUGUCUGCGGCGCGCCCUGGCAGACGUGCGGGUGCACGAUGACGCACCUCGCGCACUUCAAGCGCCAAGCGGAGGCGCGCCGACGGGAGCGGCUAGACCGUGAAGCGCGCGAGGAGGCCGAGAUCCAGGAAGCGCUCCGCCUCGUCCGGGAAUUUGAGCUCGAAGAGGAGCGCAACGCGCAGAUCCUCCGCGAGAAGGAGCGUCGACUCGCCGAGGAGCGCUGGCGCAAGAGACACCAGGAACUUCAGGCCGAACGACGGGAGGCUGCGGCGCGCUUCGAGGAGCUGCGGGAAGUUAUCUCAGAGUUGCAUGAAACACAGCGCACAGCCGUGCAGCAGCACCAGGAGAAGCGCGAAAACCAGCUCGCGAUCAAGGGCGAUGCCGUGCGAAGACGGAUGCGGGACCUCCAUGAUCUCGAGCGCGAAACGGGCCGGGCGAUAGACGACGCGCGGAUCGCGCGGCGGGAGACGGAGCUAAAAGCCGAGUAUGUAGCUCGCGCGAUCGAGGAGAGACAUAUAGAAGAGCAGUACGCCGCGAAGCUGCGGGAGUUCUUCGGAGAAGAUGGAGAAACGAAGAUGCAGGCCGCCAUGACGGAGUUGCGGACGAGGAUGGACAGAGAUUUCCGGGCAUGGAGGAAGUGGCGCGACAAUGAUCUCGCGGGAUACUGCCAUUCGCUGCGGGAGGAGCAGGGUAUACGUGAAGAGCUCAUGGAGGAGAAAGAGAGGCGUCUCGAGACGCGUAGGCAUGAGGUCAUGUUAGGCGUCGCGAAGCGGAAGACGGCGGAACUCAGGUGGGUGCGCGAGGUAUUUGAGGAGCGCGGCCGCUUGCUUGAUGAGCUGGAGAAUAGCGAGAUUGAGAAGCUUGGGGAUGUCGGCGAUCAGUUCCCUGAAGACCCCGCGGAGCAGGAAGCUUGGAUUGUGAUGAAGGAGUAGGUAUGCUUUCCAUUGUGCUUCACCAGGCAUACGUUGAAUAUGCACGCAUACGUACCUAGCUAACAUAUGGUAUGUUA
This is a messenger RNA of Xylaria bambusicola, 2490 nucleotides long. RefSeq lists its product as uncharacterized. NCBI's taxonomy places the organism in Eukaryota, Fungi, Ascomycota, Sordariomycetes, Xylariales, Xylariaceae. The record is from RefSeq and is a predicted model, not a curated record. Gene Ontology annotation, biological process: protein polyubiquitination; ubiquitin-dependent protein catabolic process; positive regulation of proteasomal ubiquitin-dependent protein catabolic process. The transcript is spliced from 3 exons. Gene Ontology annotation, cellular component: ubiquitin ligase complex; cytoplasm. The coding region runs from base 254 to 2413 and encodes 719 amino acids. Gene Ontology annotation, molecular function: ubiquitin conjugating enzyme binding; zinc ion binding; ubiquitin protein ligase activity.